UUUAAACUCGUUGGCUUGGCUCCUCUACGAGCCUCUUUUAAGGCUCUCAUCGGCUCCAGCUCGUCUACUUUCAGUCAACCAGCAAGCCUGAUUCCUGAGUCUGUAUCAUCCGUCGGACAGACCACUCUGCAUCGUCCGCCUCCAACGGCCACUGGUUUCCAGCCUCUGGGUCACGAGCAGGCCUCCGGUCAUAUCGCAUGUACCAACCAUCACUGCCUCAUUCCUCCGCCUCCUCCUGAAGGCACCGGCACCGACACCGCCAAUGCCAAUGAGUAUUGUCUAGGCCUCGUGGAGUCUGAAGGGGAUCUAUCGGAAGCGCCUCCGUCCCCACCGCAACAAGUGUCUCCGUGCUCCGUGGAGAUGCCGUGCCCACCUCCAAUAGUGCCCCCAUCAAUGCAUAAUGGCCAGUUGACGUUUAGGCCUGAUGCGAGCCCAUCACUUGGUUGCAGGUCGGUUGCUGAGGCGCUGUCGUUGGUGGCACGCAAUGCGAUUCCCGGCAGUCCUGUACUGGGCGCAGCCAGGAUGCUGGUUGAGAUGCAGGAGUUUCGACACAUGGACAGUGAAUGUAGGUUCCAUUUGUGGCAGUUGGCCUGA
Messenger RNA from Protopolystoma xenopodis, 594 nucleotides. Lineage: Eukaryota; Metazoa; Platyhelminthes; Monogenea; Polystomatidea; Polystomatidae. The record is from the annotation of a GenBank genome assembly.